This is a messenger RNA of Grosmannia clavigera kw1407, 426 nucleotides long. RefSeq lists its product as uncharacterized. The record is from RefSeq and is a predicted model, not a curated record. The coding region runs from base 1 to 426 and encodes 141 amino acids. Lineage: Eukaryota; Fungi; Ascomycota; Sordariomycetes; Ophiostomatales; Ophiostomataceae. The transcript has 2 exons.
AUGUCGGCGAGAUUGGGUCUGAAUGCCGGCCCGGUCACGGUGAUCAGGCAGGCGAUGCGCAUCGAGCAGCCAGAUCCGGUGCCGGCGUCGCGAUGGACUAAGACGCCGUCGGAAGCGGACAAUGGCGUCGACAGGCCCAAAGGGGCAGGUGCAUGCGGCGAGGCGAGUAAAUUCGCCGCCGCACAGCGCUGCAACCCACCGCAGCAUCGCUCUUCUCCGCAUCGACGAAGAACCCCUCAGCCCCUCUUCUGGACCAUGGACAGGCGUCGGGCAGCCAAUGAGAGCGACUGGCUAGCCGGCGAGUCACGGCCAGUGGAGGCAGGUGCUGCCGGUCGCUGUCCACAGCUGGGGCAGGUGCUACUGUCUACACCCCUCCGGCCGUUAAAAACGACAGAGCCCCCUCGCUUCGCCCUUCUUCUUGGGUGA